This is a messenger RNA of Ruditapes philippinarum (Manila clam), 765 nucleotides long. Its product is annotated as PI-actitoxin-Avd5a-like. Gene Ontology annotation, molecular function: protein binding. Bases 76 to 318 code for a protein of 80 amino acids. The transcript is spliced from 3 exons. The record is from RefSeq and is a predicted model, not a curated record. NCBI's taxonomy places the organism in Eukaryota, Metazoa, Mollusca, Bivalvia, Venerida, Veneridae.
GCACUUUUAUUAUAUCAAGUUCAAUAAUCUAGACGGACAAUUUGCUAUAGAAAUCUGUACGCGAAAUCUUUGAAAAUGUUGGUUUGCAUCUUAUUUUGUUGCCUUGUCAUUCAAAGUGUAAGUGGACAUGAUCAUCAAAAUGACAUACCGGACGCUGAUUGUAACCAAAUAUGUAUUGCUAUUGGGGCUCCUGUAUGUGGAUCUGACGGAAAGACAUACGGACAUGCUUGUGAAUUCAACAUUGGACAGUGUAAAAAUGAAGAACUGAAAUUGUCUCAUACUGGACCUUGUCCUGUUCAGCUGAAUGGAUACAAAUAAAGAUAAAUUCAGCGAUUCUUUAGUUGUUUAUAAAAGUUGCAUCUUUCUAAUUAUCAACGAAAUGUUUCAUUUGUAACAUGUUCUUAUUGGACAUAAAAUGUAAGGACUAUGGCGUUGAAUUUAGAGUAAGAUGCUGAACAAAACUUCAGAACUGACAGCGUGAUAUGUUCGAUCAUACAGUUUUUGUUUUACUAUCUCUACGAUAUCAUUUAAUAAACAACUGCUGGAAUUAAAACAGAGAGUGUAAUCUUGAUAAUGUAAACUGAAUGUAUAUAUUUGACAUCCAAAGGAAAAUAAAGUCUAUUACGGUAAAAGUUUGAUUGAAAAUAAUUUUGACAAUUAUAGUCAAUAAAAUUCUCACUGAUGUACAAUUAUAAAAAAAAAUCGAAUUAAUGUCAACAGAAAUAGACAUUUUGUAAUUUCGGUUUCUACAACCAUGAAAAUAGG